AUGAAACGUGAUGAGAAGAGUGACCCCAGCCUGCACAAGCACACUAGUCCCUCUGCCUCAUUCCUGGUGUAUGACGGUCACACCAGUCUCUCUGCCUCGUUCCUGGUGUAUGACGGUCACACCAGUCUCUCUGCCUCGUUCCUAGUGUACGACGGUCACACCAGUCUCUCUGCCUCGUUCCUGGUGUACGACGGUCACACCAGUCUCUCUGCCUCGUUCCUGGUGUAUGACGGUCGUGUGUUUCUAUUGGACCAGAGAAACACGUCUGACUCCGGGGGAUUGGCCGAGGCAGAACAUGCGUGUGCUCUCCAUGAUGCCCGACUGGCAUCGACCGAGGAGCUGCGUCACGCUGUGGUGGAGUGUUCCUUCUCUGCCUGCACACGAGGAUGGCUGGACGGGGGCAGCGUGGGGGACUACAUGUGUUCUCCCUCCUCCUCCUGUAGGUACUAUGACCAGUUGUGUGCUGUGGAGCCCAAGUUCCCCUUCUCUGAAAACCAGCUGUGUCUAACCUUCACAUGGAAAGAUGCCUUUGAUAAAGGCUCACUGUUUGGGGGCUCAGUCAAACUAGCCCUCGCCAGUCUGGGAUAUGAGAAGACGUGUGUGUUGUUCAACGGAGCAGCGUUGGCGAGUCAAAUCGCUUCAGAACAGAACCUGGACAGCGACGAAGGACUGAAGGCCGCAGCCAAAUACUACCAGUUGGCGAGUGGAGCAUUUGGUCACAUUAAGGACACCGUGCUGUCAGCUCUGAACAGAGAACCUACUAUGGACGUCUCUCCUGAGACUGUAGGAACCCUCAGUCUCAUCAUGCUGGCUCAGGCACAGGAGGUCUUCUUCCUCAAGGCUACGUCAGAUAAGAUGAAGGACGCCAUCAUCGCUAAACUGGCGAAUCAGACGGCAGAUUUCUACGGUGACGCCUUCAAGCAGUGCCAGUACAAAGAGAACCUGCCCAAGGAGGUGCUGCCGGUGCUGGCAGCUAAACACUGCAUCAUGCAGGCCAACGCUGAACUGCACCAGUCUCUCCUCGCCAAGCAGAAGAAACGCUUUGGAGAGGAGAUCGCUCGCCUACAGCACGCUACAGAGCUGGUGAAGACUGUCGCGUCUCGCUAUGAUGAGUACGUCAGUGUGAAGGACUUGAGUGAUAAGAUCAGCCGUGCUCUGACCGCCGCCAAGAAGGACAACGACUUCAUCUACCACGACCGCGUCCCUGAGGUCAAAGAUCUGGAGCACAUCGGCAAGGCAGCGCUGGUCAAGGCUACCGCCAUCACACCUCCGCUCAGCGCCAAGUUCACUGACUUGUUUGAGAAGAUGGUGCCCAUGGCUGUGCAGCUGAGUAUGAGUAUGUCCAGCCAGAGGAAGGCUGAGACCGUCAACAGACUGGUGGGAACCAUGAGAGAAGCUACCAACCUCUGCAACGGUGUCCUGGCGUCUCUGAACCUGCCUGCGGCUCUGGAGGACUUGUCUGGAGAUUCUAUCCCACAAUCCAUUGUUGAGAAGGCCCGUGCCAUCGUCCAGCAGGGGGGGCUGCAGAGCAUAGAGCAACUGAUCAGAGAUCUGCCUGAACUACUUACACGAAACAGAGAGAUACUGGAUGAGUCUCUGAAGAUGCUGGGUGAUGAGGAGUCGACAGACAGCGAGCUGAGAUCCAAGUUCAGCCAACGCUGGAACAGAACUCCCUCUGGAGACCUCUACAAACCACUCAGAGCAGAGGGGGGUAACUUCCGCAGUGUGCUGGACAAGGCAGUGCAGGCGGACCAGGUGGUCAAGGAGCGUUAUAAUACACACUGUGAGAUGAUCGCUCUGCUCUGUAAACCUGAGGCUGAACUCACUGCUGCCAUACCAUCAGCCAAUCCUGUGAAGACACUGCAGGGCAGUGAGGUGGUGAGUGUGUUGCGUUCCCAGCUGGCCCAGCUAGAGGAAGUGAAGAAGGAGAGGGAGAGGUUGGAGGCGGAUAUUAAGGGAGUGACCUUUGACAUGUCCUCCAGCUUCCUGAUGGCUCUGGCUCAGGACGGGGCCAUCAAUGAGGAGGCACUGUCAAUGAGCCAGCUGGACCAAUCAUACGGCAGCUACAGCCAGAGGGUUCAGGCCAGCCUCCGCUCUCAGGAAGAGCUGCUGGGCAAAGUGCAGACGUCCCACCAGGAGUUCUCCAAGCUGAAGCAGUCCAACUCGGAGGCUAAUGAUCGUGAGGAGGUGUUGAAGAAGCUGGCCUCAGCCCACGACAGCUACGUAGAGAUCACCAGCAACCUCCGAGAGGGCACCAAGUUCUACAACGACCUCACAGAGAUCCUGCUGAAGUUCCAGAACAAGUGCAGUGACAUCGUCUUCGCCCGCAAGACAGAACGGGACGAACUGCUCAAGGACUUGCAGCAGAGCAUCGCCAGGGAGCCCAGCGCCCCGUCCUUUAAUGUCCCCGCCUACCAGACUAACCCUGCUCCCACUGCCGCCGACCCAACCCCUGCUCCCAGGACUGUCUUACAGCCACAGCAGCCCCAGGUGAAGGCCCAGCCGCCCCAGCGGCCCCCUCCCCCUGCCUUCACCCCCCAGGCCGCCUCCGCACCCGGCAACCCUCCAGACAACCAGCCUCAACCAGGAAACCCCCCACCCAUGGCCCCUCCCUCACAGGCACAGGGCCCGCCUUACCCCACCUACCAGGGAUACCCAGGGUAUGCAUACCAGAUGCCUAUGGGUUAUAACCCGUAUGCAGCGUACGGCCAGUACAACAUGCCCCCCGUUAUGCAGCCCUACGUCCCCUAUCAGCAGCCCCCAGCACCCGGACAGGGGGGCUUCCAAGGCCCCCCCCCCACACAGCAGCACCCCUACACCUACCAACAGCAGCCCCAGCAACCACCACAUCAACCAUAUUACCCACAACAAUAACUACUGUGUAAACUCUAUCACUCCCUCUCUUCCCCCUUUUCAUCCCUUCUACCCCUCCCCUCUGCUAUCCGUCCUCCAACUGACAACAGAAACCGUGAUACUACCCUCUGCAAUAAAUUCUCGCUCUCUCCCUCUCGCUUUCCCUCCCUACUCUACCCUUACUCUAUCCCACCACCCUUGUUUAAUUAGUUUUUCAUAUAAUUUUUCUAAUUAUUGCGUUGAUUCUGUAUUUAAUUCCUAACUUCUCGUCCUGGUCUAACUGGCUUCCUGGUCUAACUUCUCGUCCUGGUCUAACUGGCUUCCUGGUCUAACUUCUCGUCCUGGUCUAACUGGCUUCCUGGUCUAACUUCUCGUCCUGGUCUAACUGGCUUCCUGGUCUAACUUCUCGUCCUGGUCUAACUGGCUUCCUGGUAUGGGCUGGGCUUCUUUUAGAACACUAAAAAAUAAAACAAAAACACAUUUUAUGGUCACAUACACCGGACAUGUGCAGUGCCGUGUUGUUUUACAGGGUCAGUCAUAGUAGUACGACACCCCUGGAGCAAAUGAGGGUUAAGUGCCUUGUUCAAGGACACAUCAACAGAUGUUUCACCGCUAGCUUUCGGUUACUGGCCCAACGCGCUGAGGAGCCUCACUGCAUUCUGGGAUGAGGGGGCGUAGUCUAUAGGCAUGAUUCCUUAUUUGGGAGCGGGUGGAUGGUCCCGUAUAAUGUCACUGAUUGAGGGACCCGAGGACCGAAGGUUGUGUUCAGGGAGUGCAAAUGUACGACUUGAACAAAUGUUCCUUGUCUGUUUAUCAAACCGUUUUGCUACUGAAUACGACCCAGCUCUGAUCACCCAGCUAAUUGCCUGGCGCUUCUAUUACAACUGUAUCCUAUUUUUGUAAUGAAUAAUACUAAUGUACUGAUCCAAUGAAAACGGCCUGUAGGUUUUGUCAUUGAGUUGAGGACCGUUGGAGAUGCAUUCUCUCCUACAGAGUACGGCUGGAGAUGUUUUUCUGGGUUAAAGAUAAUUAGAUACAGAGCCUUCAGAAACUAUUCACACCCCUUGACUUUUUCCUAAUUUUGUUGUUACAGCCUGAAUAUAAAAUGGAUUAUAUUUAGAUUGUUUUUGUCACUGGCCCCCCUCGAAGUGGAAUCAUGUCUUUUUUUUCAUGCAUUAAAAUGCAAAUUAAUAAAAAAUGAAAAGUUGAAAUGUAUUGAGUCAGUAUGUAUUCAAACCUGUUAUGUCAAGCUGAAAUAAGUUGCAUGGAAUCACUCUGUGUGCAGUAAAUGUUUUAACAUGAUUGUUGAAUGACUCCCUCAUCUCUGUACCCCAAACAGGUAAAAGUCCCUCAGUCGAGCAGUGAAUUUCAAACACAGAUUCAACCACAAAGACUAAGGAAGUUUUGCAAAGAAAGGCACUUAUUGGUAGAGGGGGGGGAAUAAAAAAAGCAGACAUUGAGCAUGGUGAAGUUAUUAAUUACACUUUGGAUGGUGUAUGAAUGAACCCAGUCACUACAAAGAUACAGGUGUCCUU
Molecule: messenger RNA, 4388 nt
Organism: Salvelinus namaycush (lake trout)
Lineage: Eukaryota; Metazoa; Chordata; Actinopteri; Salmoniformes; Salmonidae
Product: programmed cell death 6-interacting protein-like
Exons: 21
Coding region: 1-2874 (957 amino acids)
Biological process (GO): mitotic cytokinesis; cell adhesion
Cellular component (GO): endosome
Molecular function (GO): hyaluronic acid binding; protein binding
Source: RefSeq, a predicted model, not a curated record